Messenger RNA from Puntigrus tetrazona (Sumatra barb), 1249 nucleotides. It is a transcript of the gene aptx, whose product is annotated as aprataxin. Gene Ontology annotation, cellular component: nucleus. Gene Ontology annotation, biological process: single strand break repair; double-strand break repair. Gene Ontology annotation, molecular function: protein binding; single-strand break-containing DNA binding; mismatched DNA binding. NCBI's taxonomy places the organism in Eukaryota, Metazoa, Chordata, Actinopteri, Cypriniformes, Cyprinidae. The transcript has 9 exons. The record is from RefSeq and is a predicted model, not a curated record. Bases 165 to 1184 code for a protein of 339 amino acids.
GCAUGCUCUGUGUUUGACCGGAAGGUGGCAGUGCACGCGCUUCCGCUUGUUGGUCGACGUCCACGAAGAAGAUCGCCGUCACGCGCCGCAGCGUUCAGCUCGCGGUGUUUUGUUUUCAACUACAACGCGUUCUUCUGUAGAUACAAUACAACGCGACAGGGGAGAUGCCUGCGUGCUUACUAGUAAGUGAAGAUGAGUCACGUGCACCCAUCCAGCUUCAUCACCAGCAGUCCGUGACUCUGGGUCGAGGGCCACAAACUAAGAUAAAAGACAAGAAGUGCUCAAGAGAACAAGUGGAAUUGAGAGCUGAUUGCAACAGAGGCUUUGUCAUUGUGAAACAGUUGGGUGCCAAUCCUACCAACGUGGACAAUGUUGUUGUGGGCAAAGGCAAUCAGGUGACCGUGAAGCCGGGCCAGAGACUUUACAUGGUCAAUCAGCGGUAUCCUUACACGCUGAGGUUCACCGAGGACACAUCCACACCCAGAUCUGCCACAGAGCGGAGCAAACCUUCGAAAAGAGCCCGUCAGAUGAGCUCCGAGGGGAACGGAGAGCAGAUCGAGAGCCCUGCAGACACAACAUCGGAGCGUCACAGAACGCCCGACGAUUCACCGCCGCCAAAGAAGACAUCUGAUAAACCUGAAUCUGCAGGCCACUGGAGCCAAGGCCUUAAAGCGUCCAUGCAGGACCCUAAGAUGCAGGUGUAUAAAGAUGACAGGGUUGUGGUCAUCAAGGACAAGUACCCGAAGGCGCGGUACCAUUGGCUGGUGCUGCCGUGGGACUCCAUCUCCAGUCUGAAGGCUCUGCGCUCGGAGCACGUGGAGCUGCUGGAACACAUGCAGCGCGUGGGAGAGCGGGUCCUGCAGCAGUGCCCCGACGCACGCAGCCUACGCUUCCGGCUCGGAUAUCACGCCGUCCCCAGCAUGAGUCACGUCCACCUGCACGUAAUCAGCCAAGACUUUGACUCGCCGUGUUUGAAGAACAAGAAACACUGGAACUCCUUCACCACCGACUACUUCGUGGAGUCUCGAGAUGUCAUUUCGAUGCUGGAGAAGGAUGGGAAAGUGACGGUGAAGGAAGGCACCAGUGAACUGCUGAAGCUGCCUCUGCGCUGUCACUCGUGUGGUAAAGAGCAGCCCACAAUACCUAAACUAAAAGAACACCUCAAAACCCACCUGCCGCCUUAAACCUGUUAAAAAGGUCAAAUUACAAUACAUUUUGUUACCCUUCAAUAAAUUCAGUGUGUUCAGGA